This is a messenger RNA of Trichoplax adhaerens, 1170 nucleotides long. RefSeq lists its product as uncharacterized. Gene Ontology annotation, molecular function: RNA binding; rRNA (cytosine-C5-)-methyltransferase activity. NCBI's taxonomy places the organism in Eukaryota, Metazoa, Placozoa, Uniplacotomia, Trichoplacea, Trichoplacidae. Gene Ontology annotation, cellular component: nucleolus. The coding region runs from base 1 to 1170 and encodes 389 amino acids. The record is from RefSeq and is a predicted model, not a curated record. Gene Ontology annotation, biological process: maturation of LSU-rRNA; rRNA base methylation. The transcript is spliced from 11 exons.
AUGCUUAACAUAAGUCCACGCCUUGAACCUCCUGAUUUGCAGUUGGUCCAUCAACGGAUCAAAGAUACCAUCGCCGUUUUAGGCAAUUUUAAAAGAUUAAGGGACCCUGAAAGGAAGCGGAAAGACUAUCUUGAUCUACUUAGGCACGACUUGGCGAAUUACUAUAACUACAAUGAUUACCUCAUGCAGAAGUUUACGGAUUUAUUCGAUAUUAAAGAAUUGAUCGAAUUUCUAGAAGCGAAUGAAGUUGAGCGACCUGUAACUAUACGUACUAACACGUUAAAAUCGAGACGUAGAGAUCUUGCACAGGCUCUUAUCAACCGUGGUGUCAACUUAGAUCCAAUUGGUGAAUGGUCUAAAGUAGGACUGAUUGUAUUUGAUUCUCCAGUACCGAUCGGUGCAACUCCGGAAUAUCUCGCUGGGCAUUACAUGCUUCAAGGGGCUUCGUCUAUGUUACCGGUAAUGGCGUUAGCAGCGCAACCGAAUGAAAAAGUACUUGACAUGUGUUCAGCUCCUGGUGGCAAGACUACAUAUAUUGCUGCCUUGAUGAAAAAUACUGGAAUGAUUGUAGCGAAUGAUGUUAAUAAAGAACGAUGCAAGGCUUUAACGGCAAAUAUUCAUCGAUUAGGUGUCGUCAACACUAUCGUAUGUAGUGAAAAUGGACGACAAUUUCCAAAGAUUGUUGGAGGAUUCGAUAGGGUACUACUGGAUGCUCCAUGUAGUGGUACAGGUGUAAUCUCUAAGGAUGCUUCCGUUAAAUCGAAUAAGGUUGAAAAAGACAUAUUACGAUGCUCUCACAUUCAAAAGGAAUUAUUAUUGUCGGCCAUUGACUCGGUUGAUGCAAGAUCAUCUACUGGAGGAUAUAUCGUUUAUUGUACUUGUUCUAUAAUGGUAGAAGAAGAUGAAUGGGUAGUGGAUUACGCCUUGAAGCGCCGAUCUGUAAAAUUAGUAUCCACUGGAUUGGAAUUUGGUAGAGAGGGAUUUACGAAGUUUAAAGAGCGUCGCUUUCAUCCUACUUUAAAACUAACAAGGCGAUAUUACCCUCAUGAACAUAAUAUGGAUGGCUUUUUUGUAGCUAAAUUUAAGAAAUUGUCCAAUCUUAUACCUGCUAAGGAAGGUGUGUACUGUAGGAAAGCAAAGGCAAUUAUUUUUACUUUCACGUUAUACUAG